Molecule: messenger RNA, 1137 nt
Organism: Nerophis lumbriciformis (worm pipefish)
Lineage: Eukaryota; Metazoa; Chordata; Actinopteri; Syngnathiformes; Syngnathidae
Source: RefSeq, a predicted model, not a curated record
AUGGCGCUCUCCAUGCGCGCCCCUCGGCUGUCUUGCAAAGUCUCUCUGAGGUUUGGGGUUCGAGUCCUCGGAAGCACGCUGGCUGUCCUCCGCCUCCUCCGGGGCGAGGGUGCGGCGUUUACGGGCAGGCGCCUGUGCUCGUCGGGACCCCCGUUUAGGCUCCUCUUCUUCGGCUCGGACCACUUCGCUGUGGAGUCCCUUAAAAUCCUCGAGGCUGACAGAAGCGGCAGGGGUGGCGUCGUGUCAUCGUUGGAAGUAGUGACGCUGAGUGACGAUGUCCCUGUGGCGGACUUUGCCCGGCGUUGUCAUCUCCCCCUGCAGCGAUGGCCGCCGGGCAACUUGAGUGGGCGCUUCGACGCGGGUGUGGUGGUGUCCUUCGGGUGUUUGCUCAGGCGACGGCUCAUCGAAGAGUUUCCACGCGGCAUCUUGAACGUCCAUCCCAGCCUUCUCCCUCGUUGGCGUGGCCCCGCGCCCAUCUUCCACACCAUUCUAAACGGAGACGCCGUGACGGGUGUGACCAUCAUGCAGAUACGGCCUCACAAGUUCGACACAGGUCCCAUCCUGAGCCAGACUCUCCACCGGGUGCCCGAGACCAACACGUCCGAGCAGCUUGCAGACGCCCUCGCCGUUAAAGGAGCCCGGCUGCAGCUCCUGGACACGUUACAGACUUUACCUCAAAAGAUGGCCGACAUGCGAGAGCAGAGCCAGAACGGCGCCACCUUUGCCCCCAAGAUCAGCUCCUCCAUCUGCUGGCUUUCCUGGGAGGAGCAAACGUGCAGACAAAUCGACCGACUCUACCGAGCCGUCGGCUCCAGGUUUCCUCUGCGGACCACGUGGAUGGGUCACACCAUCAAGCUGGGGGACUUUGCGGGGAGUUGUCAGGUCUCGUGGACUCCUCCGCCGCCGUCGCCGGGCUCUGUGAUCUUCCGCAAGGAGUCGGACGCGCUGGCCGUGCGCUGCAAGGACGGCUGGGUGAGCUUCAAGACAGUGGUCCUGAAGAAACGUCUGACGGCGGCCGACUUUUAUAACGGCUACUUGCACCGAACGGCCGGGCCGCACGGCGAUGCCGUCUUUGUCAGCCCGCCUGGGGGAGGGCCGGAAAGCCGCGCCAACAAAAGUACCACCCACUGUUCCUGA